UCCCUGCCUGAAGAAAUUUUGGAAAUUCUGGCUUUUUUAGGCCCAGGCCCAGGUUUCUGGUAGACCCUGAGACAUGAAGUAUGCCUUUCCCUCCCUUUCCUGGCUCCAGCCCUGGGCUUGGCUGUCAUUAAACUCAUUCCAGUCUCAGCUUGGGGCUAAAUACGCCUUCCUGGUCAGACUCUGCUGGCUGCUCCAGACCCUGAUCACCGGUCUCUGGCCUUAUAACCUCCUCUCCACUGAGCCGACACACAGCUGGGGGAUCAGCAGAUGGUGGUGUGGUGUGCUUGGUCACCAUGAAGCUGCUGCACCCAGCCCUCCCUAGCUGCUUCCUUUUGGUACUGCUUGGUAUAUGGAGAACAGCCCCCCAGACUCACGCCUCCUCUGCUGCCAUGCCACCCCUCAGUGCCACUUCCUUCCUGGAAGACCUCAUGGAGCGCCAUGGAGAAAACCACAGCCUUACCCUGACACAGCUGAAGAAACUACUCGACCGCCUGAAAGUGGGAGUAGGCCAGGAUACUAUUACCCAGCCCAAGGGAGGACACAGGAACCUCUCCACGUGCUUUAGCUCUGGAGAUCUCUUUGCUGCCCACAAUUUCAGUGAGCAGUCUCAGAUCGGGAUGAGUGAGUUUCAGGAGUUCUGCCCCACCAUUCUCCAGCAGUUGGAUUCCCAGGCCUGCACCUCAGAAAACCAAACGACCAAGGAAAAUGAGCAGACAGAGGAGGGCAAGCCAAGCGCCAUUGAAGUGUGGGGCUUUGGGUUCCUCAGUGUCUCACUGAUUAACCUGGCCUCUCUCCUGGGAGUCCUGGUCCUGCCAUGCACGGAGAAAGCGUUUUUCAGCCGUGUGCUCACUUACUUCAUCGCCCUGUCCAUUGGAACGCUGCUCUCUAACGCACUCUUCCAGCUCAUCCCUGAGGCUUUUGGUUUCAGCCCCCAGGACAACUAUGUCUCCAAGUCUGCAGUGGUAUUUGGGGGUUUCUACCUGUUCUUUUUCACAGAGAAGAUCCUGAAGAUGCUCCUGAAGCAGAAAAACGAGCACCAUCAUGGACAUAACCAUUUUACCUCCGAGACACAUCCUUCCAAGAAGGACCAGGAGGAGGGUGUGACAGAAAAGCUACAGAAUGGGGACCUGGACCACAUGAUUCCUCAGCACUGCAACAGUGAGCUGGAUGGCAAGGCACUGGGUGCAGACGAGAAGGUCAUCGUAGGCUCCAUGUCCGUGCAGGACCUGCAGGCAUCCCAGAGUGCUUGCUACUGGCUCAAAGGGGUCCGAUACUCUGAUAUCGGUACAUUGGCCUGGAUGAUCACCCUGAGCGAUGGUCUCCACAAUUUCAUCGAUGGCCUGGCUAUUGGUGCCUCCUUCACUGUGUCUGUUUUCCAAGGCAUCAGUACAUCAGUGGCCAUUCUCUGUGAGGAAUUCCCACACGAGCUGGGAGACUUUGUUAUCCUGCUCAAUGCUGGCAUGAGCAUCCAGCAAGCUCUAUUCUUCAACUUCCUUUCUGCGUGCUGCUGCUACGUGGGUCUGGCCUUUGGCAUCCUGGCUGGCAGUCACUUCUCUGCAAACUGGAUCUUUGCUCUGGCUGGAGGAAUGUUCUUGUACAUUGCCCUAGCUGAUAUGUUCCCUGAGAUGAAUGAGGUCUGCCAAGAGGACGAGAGGAAGGACAGCUUCUUGGUCCCCUUUGUCAUCCAGAAUCUUGGCCUCCUAACCGGCUUCUCCAUCAUGCUGGUCCUUACAAUGUAUUCAGGGCAGAUUCAGAUAGGGUAGGACCCUGCCCAUGGGGAGGCGGUGGCAUUGGAUGUCGGGCUCUGGGCCAUCUGUUCCCUGGCCUGAAGACUCAGUAUCCGCGAAGCAUCAUGGUAGAGGCAGUUCUCUAAAAACUGGUAUAGACAUCCCGCCUGCAUCCAGAUGUCAGCUGUUUCAAAAUGCUCUGUCCUAGGAAGAAGCUGUCCUGGGAAUCUCUAGGUAGUGCCUCAAACUGUCUCCCUGACCCCCUUCCACUGAUGAUUCUGGAACUGAAAUGCCACGUGUAGGACCUACUUCCCUUUUCCUCCUGGUUACCCUCGUCUCUCUCUCUUGGAAGAAGCACUGAGAGACGUGGACUAUUUUAUUUUACAAUGUAAAAAUGAAAGUCAGUGGUCAUGGUUUGGUUAGAAAUAUCAGGGUGGCCUCCAGCUUUGGGGCCUGUGAUUCUAAAUGUGUGUACCUUGGACUUCAGCUUGGCCCAUCUUGCCAUAGGUUCUCGUGUUUUUACAGAGAAAGAGCAGAAGACAAGAAUCCUAGUUUUGUUUUUUCAGUCUGAUAACUGUCUUCUGAAAGAGGCUGACAUUCCAAGCCAAUGAGUAGGGCAGGUAGAGAGGCAGGGGCUCAUUUUGAGUGAGAAGGAAACAGAACUAGUGACGGAUAUCCUGUCUGCUUGGUGCUUGUUGAUUUCCAUUAGGAUGCUUGCUGCCUGUUGGCUGUGUGCAGCACCUGGAGUCACAUGACCAGCCAGGUGAGCCACUGGGACGUUCUUUGGAGUGGCAAGAGGUCUGCCCAAAUCUGUUAGCUUUGCCCUGAUUCUCACACCUUACCUAUUGGCUUCCUUUUUCUAGAUACUUUUUAGAUGCCUCACCAGGAGCACAAUUCAGAGCACAUCUAAGAUGUUUGCGUUAGAGGGGAAAUUGCACAAAUUAGUCUCCCCUGGUCAAGACUUCUGCCAAGUAGAACCUGACUCAUAAAAUGGGUACACGGUUGUUUAUGCCUUAUUGUGACAAAGGUAAUCAGAAAUGGAGUCAGUGCGGGCCAAACUUAGGACUUGCUAACUUCAGAAAUAAUAGCUGAAUACCAAGGGACUCUGGGCCCUGAGGUCAAACCUUGAGGUCAGGGCUGCAGGUGUCAUUGCUGCCAGUGGGUUUUAAAGGGCACUGUCCAGCUACCACUUCCUCCCUGGUCCCAGACAAUUCCAGAGAUCGGAUCCUGAAUUGAAUUGAGUGUAAAUUGCUUUCAUUUGGUCCAGAAAAGCGGAUGGUUCUGCUUGUCAUUUCACACCACUGGCCGGCCCUCAGGCACUGUGGAGCCUCCCCUCCUCAGAACUCUGGCUUCCAGGGGAGCUCAUCUCCAGGUUCACUACGUGAAUUAAUUUAUUAUUAUCAUAUUGAUAUGUGGAUUCCUUAGCCACUUUGGGGAGCCAGUCUCUCCCGGAGCCUUUCUUAGUGGUGCCCACAGUCACGUCCCCCGGGCUGUUGUUUGCAUGACUGACAGUGCUGGUUCAUUUCCAAUGCCCGAGUCUUUCUGUUCUGACCACAGGGAAACUGUCCGUUAAAAGCAGCAUAUAUCUAAUAUAUAUGUGUAUAUAUAUAACAACAUAUAUGUACAUAUAUAUGAACACAUGUGUAUGUACAUACAUAGAUGUUCCUUCUUCUUCUUCUUGGGGAGACAUGCUUGAAACCGGGAACCCUGACACACCACUGGAGAAACUUAUGUAUUUGCUCAGUUUCUCUCCGGCUCUUACCUCUUGCCUUUGAGACGAGGCAGGAGGAAGAGGAAACUUGAGCCAUCAAGGUUCUAGACUGAAUGUCAGGGCCAGUCCUGGUAGGAUUAGGGUCCAGUUUUACCAAAGAACCAAUUCCGUCACUGUUAGAACCUAAGCUUUUGUGUGACUGUCACAGUCUUCGUCAUCGUUUGAAGAUGAGUCUCUAUCUUUUCUGUUUCCUUUUUCCUUCAACUGCUUCACGAGCUAGUAAAAACUGACCCUCAAAAUCUCAGGCUGAGCUGGGUGUGGCGACUCACACCUGAAGUCUCAGCAAUUUAGGCGGCUCAAGUUCUACAUCAACCCAGGCUUCGUACUGAAUGGCAGGCCAGUCUGAGCUAUAUAUAGAGCUCCUGGGUCAGCGAGACAAAAUGAAGACAUAAAUAUAAAAAUUAAGACUAGAGCCAAGGCUGUGGCCCAGUGACAGAACUUUUGCCUACUAUGUGUGAGAGACCCUGAAUUUCAUUCCCAGUACUCCUCCAUCCCCCACAAAGAUUGAAAGAUUCCGCUUAACCUUGUUCGUGUAAUAUAUUUUUAAUUUUAGAAUCCCCCCCCCAUCUUGUUAUUUCGUAAAUACCCUUUAUGCUGGAGUAGGACAGUGGCUUACUUUGUUUAGAAGAGCUUAAAAAGAGUCUUCAAGAUGAGAUAGAGCGCCUGCCAUGCACAUGUCACGUCAACUCGAGAACUGUCCUGUGCAGGGCGGCUGCCUUUAAAGGGAACUUCUGGGGCUUCUUCAGAGCAGAAGGCCGGCAUCAGUCAGACCCAGGCAGGGUGCGGGGCCAUGCUCCAGUGGUCCAGCUGGUGACCCAUUGCUGUUGGCAACAGAUUCGCCCCGUGAGCUGAAAAUGUUGCCGCUGACUUGUUUUUGACUUACAGAGUUGAACUUGCUGUUUUAAGCAUCUGUACAUAUUAGAACUCUAAGGGGUAGUGAGUGGUCGAGCAGACUUUCUCCCCUGGCCAUACUGCCCGUAGCGACUGUCUCCUGUUAACACUAGCAAGGAAAGUGCUUGUCACACAGAGGAGCCCUUGGCCACCCAUAGGGUUCUGUCACCACACACUUCAUCCCUGACCUCACCUUUUGUUAUCCAUCCCUGCCCUCCAAUAUUUAGUGUCUGGUGUCAGCAGGGGGAGCCUCCCUCAGUAACCCUUCACUCUGGGUUUUAGAAGACUUCUCUGGAUCUCUUAGGAUCCAGUUUUAGUGAACCCUCUUCCAAAGAGAUGCAGAUGAGCUGGGUGAUUUUUGCAAAAAAACAGAUUUUAUUCAUAGUUCCCUUUACAGUUCCAUCACAGUAUUUUUUAAAAUAACUCAGGUGUUAUGAGAGGAAUUAGAAAUUAAGUAACUUAUAUCAUGUGGACUGUAAAUGUUUUAUUUGUAAGAUUCUAUAAAUAAAGCUAUAUUCUGUAA
Messenger RNA from Meriones unguiculatus (Mongolian gerbil), 4912 nucleotides. RefSeq names its product solute carrier family 39 member 14 (gene Slc39a14). Lineage: Eukaryota; Metazoa; Chordata; Mammalia; Rodentia; Muridae. The record is from RefSeq and is a predicted model, not a curated record. Gene Ontology annotation, biological process: intracellular zinc ion homeostasis; zinc ion import across plasma membrane. The coding region runs from base 294 to 1763 and encodes 489 amino acids. Gene Ontology annotation, molecular function: zinc ion transmembrane transporter activity. Gene Ontology annotation, cellular component: membrane. The transcript is spliced from 9 exons.